Messenger RNA from Exophiala oligosperma, 1572 nucleotides. RefSeq lists its product as uncharacterized. Gene Ontology annotation, biological process: mRNA 3'-end processing. Gene Ontology annotation, cellular component: mRNA cleavage and polyadenylation specificity factor complex. The record is from RefSeq and is a predicted model, not a curated record. Gene Ontology annotation, molecular function: mRNA binding. The coding region runs from base 138 to 1019 and encodes 293 amino acids. The transcript is spliced from 2 exons. Lineage: Eukaryota; Fungi; Ascomycota; Eurotiomycetes; Chaetothyriales; Herpotrichiellaceae.
GUCGACAUCUCCAUCUCCAUCUCCGUUACAGGCAUGCGCAGGCCGUAGUCAAAUUGUCCCAUUCAUACGAUUACUUGCGAAUUGCUGGAUCCCAUUGCAUAUUUCUGGAUAGAGCGUCCCUCGGUCACUCCCUCAAGAUGGCGCCUGGUCAAAGUCGCAGUGUCUUCGUGGGCAACAUCCCUUUCAAUUUGAGCGAGGAGUACAUUAUCAAGAUACUCAACUAUGCAGGCACUGUCGUCAAGUUUCGCCUGAUGACCAAUCCGGACACUGGCAAAUCAAAAGGCUUCGGUUUCGCAGAUUUCCAAGACGCAGAUUCCGCAGCCAACGCAGUCCGAAAUUUGAACGACUUCGAAAUUGAAGGGCGCAAAAUACGAGUGGAUUGGCCUCACAACAACGAGAAAGACUCGGUGCCGGCAAACUAUGAUCAGACAACUGCGCCAGGUGCAGACGGCUUCCAACAUCCUGGGCCAAAUGCGCUUCCUCCUCUGCCAGCCGGUGUUGACCUUCCACCAAACCUCAGAGCCACCGAUGCCAUUUCACAAACGCUCUCGAAUCUCUCUCCUCCGCAGCUUCUUGAUGUCCUCACACAAAUGAAGGCUUUGGCCAUCUCGGAUUCUGCGAGGGCAACGUCCCUCCUCAAAACCGCUCCACAACUUUCCUUUGCAAUAUUUCAAGCCCUGAUCUUGAUGAAUCUGGUCGACCCCAAAGUCCUGGCCCAGGUCGUCGAACAAGCUGCGAGACCAGCCCAGCCCGCUGCUGUCCCUCCUCCGCAGCCUACUCCUCAACAGUAUCCUCCACCCAUGAUGCCGGGUCAAGUCCCGGCUAGACCACAGCCGCCACCACAACAGUAUGCUCCUCCACCAGCCCAGCAGCAGCCUCCGCCACAGGCACAACCCCAACUAUCUCAACAAGAGAUGAUUCAGCAGAUUCUAGCGAUGGACCAGCGGACCAUUGACUCGUUCUCGCCUACCGAGAGGGCGCAAAUCAUGCAAAUCCGAGCACAGAUGGGAAUUCGAUGAACAAGCAAGUCCUCAUCAUCACAACAGACGAUGGUUGGCCAGUCUUUGGAAUACCCUGUCUCCUCGUUCACGCCAUAUUAAUGGCCGCUAUGAACAGCAGCGCCGUGUCAUGGAUGUAAACAAGGCUCGAUUCGCGUGCUGACAACAUCCGAGCUGCAACAUGCUGGCCGACUUUUCGACAGGUGGAGUCGCAACAUUUAAACGAACGAACUAGCGAUCUCGCGUAACGACCACACGGCUCGACAUUCAGCGCGGAUUCAUCGCCUAUCAAUCAUUGCAACGCCCACGAUCGGCACUACUGCAGAUGAGCGUGAGAAGGAAGCAUGACCGCCUUUGUAGUCCUCGACACUGAAGGAUGGAUAGUGUCUAUAUGAUUUUCGACCAGGGGAUCUCCGCCCCGUUGGUUGAGGCUGGAAUAGUCAAGCGUAUAAUAUCAAGGUCUCCCUUGAGUUGAUAGAUACUUGUAAACCUGCAUCACGUUCAAAGACAAGGAACAUCAUAUGCAGCUGAAAUCCAAUUGAUCUGUCUCCAAGCGAACAACGUCUUCAAGGGG